AUGACGCUCGACAAACUCUCCAACAACCGCGCAGUGCAGAUGCUGAAUCAAGCUGCAGAGGGCAAAUAUGGUGUACUCGGAGUCGUAUCCUACAAUCUCGAGACCAUAGUAGCAGUCAUUCGAGCAGCAGAAAAGAAACGCUCCCCAGUUCAAAUCCUCCUCUUCCCAUGGGCAUUACAAUACUCGCCAUUGUUCGUCGAUCUCGCAGCCAAUGCCGCUCGCAAAGCCAAAGUCCCCGUCACAGUGCACAUGGACCAUGCACAAGAUCCAGAGAUCAUCAAGCAAGCUUCACAGAUUAAAGCUGCUGAUGGUACCCCUGCUUUCGACUCGAUUAUGGUUGACAUGUCACAUUACGAGAAAGAGGAGAAUUUGGCAAAGACGAAAGAGCUUGUUGCUUUAUGCCAUUCGAGGGGUAUUUCCACAGAAGCUGAGCCGGGGAGGAUUGAAGGCGGUGAGGACGGUGUGAAGGACACGGCUGAGUUGGAGGGCAUGAUGACCACGGAAGAAGAGGUGGAUGAUUUCAUUGCGACUGGUAUCGACUUUUUGGCUCCGGCUUUCGGGAAUGUCCAUGGAGAUUAUCAUGGUGUUGAGAAUAUUCACUUGGACUAUGAUCGACUAGAAACGAUCCAGAAGAAGGCUGGUGGCCGGGUGCAGAUCGUCCUGCAUGGUACGAACGAAUUUCCUCCUGACAUUAUGGCGAAGUGCAUCGAUCGUGGUGUGACACGAAUCAAUGUCAACAAGCUUGUGCUCGACAAGUACAAUGCUUAUGUUGCGGAGAACACUGGCAAGGUGCCUUUGACACAAUUGAUGGAGAAGGGUACGGAUCUCAUACAAGAGUUGACGGAGAAGUGGAUGGACGCUAUUGGCAGCAGUGGAAAGGCAUGA
Messenger RNA from Pseudocercospora fijiensis CIRAD86, 885 nucleotides. RefSeq lists its product as uncharacterized. NCBI's taxonomy places the organism in Eukaryota, Fungi, Ascomycota, Dothideomycetes, Mycosphaerellales, Mycosphaerellaceae. Gene Ontology annotation, biological process: carbohydrate metabolic process. The record is from RefSeq and is a predicted model, not a curated record. The transcript is spliced from 2 exons. The coding region runs from base 1 to 885 and encodes 294 amino acids. Gene Ontology annotation, molecular function: aldehyde-lyase activity; zinc ion binding.